GAUGACAGUCCGCUCACCUCGACGCCUCUGUGUCAACGCGAGACCAAACACCACCCCCUCCCCCCUUGCGUUUACAACUCCGGCGACACGAGGAAUAGGUCAGAACACUUUCAUAACACUUCAGCCACGGAACGAGUCUGCUUGUUCGUCAAUCCGAGAAGUUUUCACUUUUCAAGACGUGAAAAAAACACAAGAAGUUGGGUGGAUGGAGUGAUGUACAUUAUGCAGAAGUGGGAGAAAAGUGCAUUGGACAAACCGUUAAUAAGUUAAUACGUGUACUGGAUUUACUACUGUCCGACAACGAUAUUUUAUAUGGCUCUCUAAGUUCUAAUGACCCCCGUGUGUUUACUUCUACACCGGCGACAGAAGGAAUGGGUCAUAACACUUUAGCGACGGAACGUGCCUGCCGACCCAAGUUUUAUUUCAAGUGCUGAAAAGAACACAAGAGAUUGGAUGGUAUUUUCUCACUCUGAAGAAACGUGCUUUGGACUAAUCGUUUAUACGUUAACACAUAUUCACGAUUUACUCCUGUUUGACAACGCUGGUUUUAACUGUGUUUACUUCUGCUUCGACGACUCUGGGAAUUUGUCAUAGCACUUUAGCGAUGAAACGAGCCUGCCUGCCUACCAACCCGAUCACACAAGAAGCUGGAUUGGAUAUGGACACGCGGUAGAAAUGCUGAAUUUCCGGGAGUACGUAUUACGCCACUAUAACCUCUUCUGGGAUAAAACAUAGCCUGUAGGCCUCGCCUCUCCGCCAUUUUGUCUCUCUGGGCUCAGAGAACGGAUUCACACACUCUUCUCAUCGUCGUCGCCAUCUGUAGAGAGUUGCUGCCUCAGUCAGCAUUGUCAACACCUCCUCCCCCGCCGCCCCCCCCAUUUACCCCCACACCAGCAGCUCCUACUGCUUCUGACUGGUGGUUCGCUUUUUGUACAGAUCAGCAACACAGAAGACUCUCACCGAGCACCUGGGGUUCGGGUGUUGUCGCACCCACACCCCCCCCCCCUCUUCCCUGUCUCCCACAAAUCGUCGUCAACAACAACAACAACAUGGCGAUGUCAUCCAAGCAGUUCCCGAACCUCAAUCCUUAGUCGCGCUACCGCUGUCCAGGGUUGAGUGAGAGAGAUAACUGAGCACAAGAUGGCCGCCCAUCAUGGUCGGGAUAGAUCCUCACGGAGAGGUGAGGAGCACAUCCCGCUGACCUCGGACCAGGAUGAGAUGUCCACCGCGCCGGGUGGGCUGAGCUCCACGUCCCUGAGCGCAUCCUGCGCGGGAAUGGAAGAGCCCGUGGUGGAGGGCUUCACCAGCAGCCAGGGGAUACGCGCCAUUAACACAGAGCCCGUGCUGUCCCGGGACUCCCUGGCCGAUCUGGCCGACCCCAACGUCACGCGGCUCUCUUUUCUCGAUGAGGUGGACAAAAUCUUUGACCGCAACUGGCCAUGUGAGGCCAGCUCCCUGACCACAGAUCCAAACUGUCAUGCCCCCACUGCUACCUCAAUGGGCCGUGAGUCCAGCAAACUGGCCCUGUCCGAAUUCUAUCAAGUGGACGAAGCAGAAUAUUCCAGACAUCGGCGUGUCUCUUACCCUCACAUCCACCAGCCGCUGCGCUCACUGUCCAGCAAGUCUCUGACCAAGGCAGCCAAAGCCCACAAGGCCAAGAAGAAGCAUAAAAAGAAGAAGAAAAAGGAGAAGCUUCGGAGCUUUCCCUCGCGCAAUGCCAUCCAGAGCCCGCCCAUCCCGGAGGAAGAGGAGGAGGGCCAUCAUGAGGACCAGGAGAACUAUUCCAGCAGUUCCGAAAGUGAAGAUGAUGAUGACGAUGAUGAUGCAGAGGCGGAAGAAAGUCAGGACUUGAAGAUUGAUGAAACAACUGCCUUGCUGAAAUCAAAAGACGAUGAAAUGACCAACUCGCACUCAGCCUUACCAGGCAUGCAGCUGAUUCCAGCCACACCGUCCCCUGAGCACAAAGCUUCUACAGCACGUCCCUUUGACGGUGCGGGGACAACAACUAACGAUGGCUCCUCUCUAGAAGCAGAGGAGCAGCCAAGACGACCCAGCGUUCUGGGGAAUGAAACGGUGGGCUUUUACAUCGGCAACGACUUCCCGUCUCCAUCCCGGGAACCCUCUGUAGACCAGUUUUCCAGAACAUUCCAAAUCUCUCCACGAGACACUCCUUCACCAGACGUAGACCACACAGACCAGUUGCGGAGCCCUGCGUUUGGUGAAGGGGAAACAACCCCAGCUGCUGUCUUGGGGAUUUCGGAUGAAGAACCCAUCCCAUCUCACAGACCCGACUAUCUGCGGGUAACGGGUCCAGAGUUUGACGGCAGUACCAACGUGUCUCCCAUGCCCUCCCAUCCCCCGUCCAGGAAACACAGCACUGCAGGAAAGGUCACUUUUGUUGUUGGGGAUGACCCAAGCUACCACAACUUCCAGACUCAGCUCUCCGAUGGAAUAUCUCAGGCCAUAGAAGAUCGACAGGGAAGCUUUGUAGGAAAGAGUGAGGAAAAAGAGAGCAAUUGGAAGGCAGUGGAUGAAAAUGAGGUGGAAGGGGGUCAACGGCGAAAGUCACGAAGAGGGUCUGGUCGUCGGCGAGGCAGCAGUGACUCUGAGAGUUCGGAUGCAAGUGAUCAGCAUCAACUUCUCCGAGUGCCAAGUGAGGAAGGCAGUCAAUCGACUCGCUCUUCCAUUAAGCGCCGGCACCACCACCACCAUGAACACUUCGCGCAGUCUGACUUGGUCAUGCGCAGACAGAAAGGCAGUGAGGUGCAGCUCAAUGAGAAGUAUCAAAAGUCUCCCACUGAGACGGAAGAAGCGUCCAUCUUGAAUAAAGCCGACCUGGAUGACAUGACCAGUCACAGGUUUGAAGACCAGCGCGGUAUUCGCCGGCACAAAAUCACCAGGAGUAAAGGCACGAUAGUCCACAUGGGCAAGUCGCACCAUGAGAAGAAGCCGAGGGUGACCAAGAAAUACGACCACAGCCCUCACGAGAUGUUUGUAGAGCUGGACGAGCUUCACUUUGGCGGGGACGACAUGUGGGAGUGGCGGGAGAAGGCCCGCUGGAUCAAGUUUGAGGAGGAUGUGGAGGAGGGAGCGGAGCGCUGGGGCAAGCCGCACGUGGCCUCGCUCUCCUUUCAUUCUCUGCUGGAACUCAGGAGAGGUUUAGAAAAUGGUUCACUGCUACUUGACCUGGAGGCCACGGACCUAAACAGCAUCAUCCACAACGUGGUAGAGAACCUGGUCAUCCGCGACCUGGUGGAGGAGAGUGUCAAGGGCAAGCUGCUGCAGACUCUGCUGCUCAAACACAGACAUGUGAGUGGGCGCUCCGCCUUCCUGCGCCGGAACUCGUCCUAUUCCAACCUAGUCAGCUUGGACGCCUCCAAAAGACAUCAACAAGAGAAGGGCCUGAUGAAGACGCUUUCCCAGUCCAGCAUGAGCUCCCUUGGCAUGAGCAAGAACCCGAGCCAGUCGUCGCUGGGGCUGAAGAAGGGCAAGGAGAACAACAGCAACAGCAAGGCUCCCGCCAAACUGGAGAUGGUCAAGGUGGACGUGGACAACAACAUGCCAGCCAGUGGUGACCACACAAAUGGUGAACCCACUUACGGUGAGCCCGCCAAUGGUGAACCCACUAAUGGUGAGCCCGCCCACCCACCCUUCGUGGUGGCCACUACCACCGUCGAGCACUCCAACCUGACGGACAAACUCUCUGACGGGAUCCACAUUGGCCUGACACCGGUGGAGCAGAAGAAACAUGUACAAGACAUCAUGCGGAGGAUCCCCAAAGGCUCAGAGGCUAGCACUGUGCUGGUGGGACAGGUGAGCUUCCUCACCAAACCCGCCAUGGCCUUUGUGCGGCUGGCCGAGGGACAAGUGCUGGAGAACCUCACCGAAGUGCCUCUCCCCGUCAGGUUUCUGUUUGUCCUGCUGGGCCCGUCAGAAGGAGGCAUGGACUACCAUGAAGUGGGCCGCUCGCUCUCCACCCUCAUGUCUAAUCAGCAAUUUCACAACGUAGCUUAUCGAGCGGAGACAAGAGAGGACCUUCUCCGCGCCAUCAACAGUUUCCUGGAGGACUCCAUUGUGCUGCCCCCUGGUGACUGGGACCACCGCACCCUUCUGCCCAUCACGCACAUGGCGCGGAAACGAGCGCAGCUGCGACAUCAGAAGAAGCAACAGUCGGAGGAGAAGGAAGCUCAAAGAAAGAGGCAGGACAGGAAGAAAGGCAUGGCAGAAGUCCCGACCAUGCUGUCAGACAAGGACAAAGAAAAGGAGGAGCCCCCUCACGACCCGCUACAACGUACGGGCUGUCUGUUCGGCGGGGUCAUCAACGACGUUCGCCGCCGCUACCCGCACUACGUCAGCGACAUCAAGGAUGCGGCCAACAAGCAGAGCAUCGCAGCCCUCUUCUUCAUCUUCUUCACCUGCCUCUCUCCGUGCAUUGCCUUCGGAGGAUUGUUGAGUGAGAAAACGCACAGCCUGAUGGGAGUGAGCGAGACAAUGAUAGCAACCUCCGUGUUUGGCAUGAUGUUCAGUCUGUUGUGUGGCCAACCCUUGCUCAUCUUGGGAGCGACUGGACCCGUGCUUGUCUUUGAGGAAUCACUUUAUAAGUUCUGCGUGUCCAACGGUCUGGAGUUCCUGCCUGUGAGGUUCUGGGUCGGCUUCUGGGUGUUUCUCAUCACGACCUUGGCUGUUGCGCUGGAGGGCAGCUUCCUGGUCCGCUACGUGACCCGCUUCACCGAGGAGAUCUUCGCCAUCCUCAUCUCUCUCAUUUUCAUCUACGAGGUGGUCAAGAAGCUCAUGCAGAUUUUUGCCACCCACCCUCUGAAGGAAGACUACUGUGAUAUAGGGAACCUGACCGGUUUAGGCUCGGACAACGACACUCACCCAUACUCUGUGGGCAACGGCUCUGACUGGCUGGCCCACCUGGCUGGCAACAGCUCAGACUGGCUGGCGGAGGACACCACAGCGAACGGGACGAGUGUCUUUGGUCAUCUGUCAGACCAUUCAGCAGAGCACGAGGCGGAGAUAAAGAACCAGCCAAACACCGCCCUUAUGUCUCUCAUCCUGACACUGGGGACCUUCCUCAUCGCUUACUUCUUGAGGGUGUUUCGAAACAGCAAGUUCUUUGGGCGAAGUGUUCGGCGUGCCUUGGGAGACUUCGGGGUGCUGAUUGCCUUGUUGUCUAUGACCCUCCUGGGCUUGCUCAUGAACGAGACAUAUGUACAGAAACUGGACAUAACGGACCCCCUGACCCCGACCUCCUCAUCAAGGCCAUGGUUCAUCAACCCUACAGGAAUACACAGCUCCACUCCUGUGUGGAUCGCUUUCGCAGCCAUCCUGCCGGGCUUCCUCAUCUUUAUUCUUCUCUUCAUGGAGACUCAGAUCACAGAAAUGAUCCUGAACAAGAAAGAGAGGAAGCUCCAGAAAGGCUCGGGCUACCACGUGGACCAGCUCCUCCUGGGUUUCCUGACCUUCGUGGGUGGCCUGUUUGGCCUGCCGUGGAUGUGUGCGGCCACCGUGCGGACUGUCGCUCACGUCAGUGCGCUCAGCGAGUACAGUCGGACACAUGCCCCCGGAGAGAAGCCGCAGCUGCUGGGGGUCAAAGAGCAGAGGGUCACCAACUUUGCCGUGCACUUGUUGAUAGGUUUGUCGGCCGGCCUGGGCCCCGUCCUGCGGGCCAUCCCUGUGCCAGCUCUGUUCGGCGUGUUCCUGUACCUGGGCGUGUCGGCCAUGAGUGGUGUGCAGAUGUUUGAGAGGAUCAAGCUGUUGCUCAUGCCCGUCAAGUACCAUCCGUCGGUCAGCUACGUCCGUAAGGUGCGGACCAUGGCCAUGCACAAGUUCACGCUGAUCCAGCUGGGUUGCCUGGUUUUCCUCCUCAUCAUCAAGUCGACACAGGCCGCACUCGCCUUCCCCUUCAUGCUCAUCCUGUUGGUGCCGCUGAGAAUGAAGGCUGUGGUUCGGUUCUUUAGCAAAGAAGAAUUAGAAGAGUUGGACAAAGAAGAAGAAGCCUUUGACCUGGAUGAGGAAGAUGAUCCGGAUUUCUACCAACAGGCUCACAUGCCUAUCUAAACAAGACCUCUACAUCUGUACUUUGGCUUGCUACAUCAGACAUCUCCACAGACAUCUCCACCUGGAUAUACAUUAAUCUACAGGUCUUUCAAGACCAUGCAUCAUCAUAUAUUUAUUCUAGCAAGAGUGUUUCCACACCUCUUUUACUUACGACUUACGAGUUCAGAAUCUUGUUGAGAUGAAUCUUGACUAAGGAUCUCCACAUGCCGCCAUGUGUCUCAGGCACAGGAAGUCAAUAUUUUAUCUUGCAAAUUUCCUGGAUUGUUGGAGCGCAACAGCACGUACCCUACAGAACUACUCUCCCGAUAUGAGUCCUCUAACGCAACCGUCUCUUAUGUGCCCAUGUCUGCCAGAAAUCACCAGUGCUUCCAGGUUGUUUUUUUGUCUAUUAAAUAUUCCUGGGAAGCUCUCGUGCUGUGUUUUGCGUGUGAAAAUCAAAAUGAUUUACUGGAUAUCUGUGGCAACUGUGUUCUUACAACAUCAGUGGUGGAAUGGUAGAGGGUUCUGCCUCCUUGAAGAGAACAGAUGAGAUCUUUUCCUUACCAUCUAGCUGGAUUUCUACCCAUGGCCUAAUGAUUGCUUGUGUGGUGUAGCCAAAAGUUUGCCUGCUUGCAGUGUAUCCGUGUCACUGAUGCAGUGUUAAAAUUGUGUAGCGUCAUUCCUGGUAUUGUGGUGUUUGUGACUUUUUCGUUACACUGUUACAGGAAGUUAGUAGUACCAAUGCACUUGUACACAUGAAAGGAUUAUAGUCAUAGUGUAAGUGUUUGCCCAUACCCUGAGCAUGAAUAACCCUGAGAGGAACGCAGUGCGUGUGUGUCGAAAGGUUUAACAGUGCAAACAAACCAACCUGUUAACCUAGCUUUUCUGUUAUAAAAUCCAGUCAGCAAUUUCAUUUUUAUAUAUGCAAAUUCUGAAUUUGAAGUGGACCAUAUUGCAACACCUUACUUGUGCAUUUUUGCAAAUCUGUUUGAAUUGUCAGUUGUUUGUGACUUGAUGUUUCAGCAUGUGUUAAAAAUGUGCUUGAGCCAUGCCGUGACGAUACUGUACAGCAAUUUGAAAUGGAAGCAAGAAGGAAGUUUGAGUAAUUUGAAACUGAUGUUUGCUCCCGAUGAUUGUGUACUCGCUGUGCUUGGCUCCUCAAGUUGCCUUCUCAAGUGCUCACAACAAAGUCUACAUUUAAAGAAAGGAUACUUAAAGAGACUGCUACAUUUGUGCCUACACUCUAUGUAGCUAUAGUGUUUGCAUUGAUACACACGCUCACAUAGACCUUAUGUCAUAAGAUAAAGUCAGUGAAGGUGUUGCUUUAACAUUAGCUGUCAGUGUACCCAAUAUUUGAUGUGACAUGUAAACGGCAAUACGGAGUAAGUGGUGAUUGAAAUGAGGUGGGGACAAAGAUUUUGUAUACAUACUAUAAUAACGUUUUAAAUGCUGGCACCAGGAAAAGGGACGGUAAGGUGAACUUUGUAUGCUAGUCUGUGUAACCAGAAAGCUUUAAAAUCUAUGUAGUCCUUGUUUUGGAACUUCUCACAGUGCCAUUGGCUGGGUUGCUAUCAUUAAACAGAUGGAGAGAUGGACAGAGAGUGGUGGGAUCUGUUGUCGUGAGGGAUUUCUGUUGUUUGUAGCGCUCAAGACUUUGGUUCAGUUUAAUACCAGGGCAGUGCCUGUGACUUUUGUAUUGUGGUGGAGCUGAGGGGGAAUUGUUUUUUUCUAUAUGUUGGCUGUAACACAUCAGGUGCACAUUCCUACAUCGCACUGGACAGAAAAUCCUGGAUCUGAUGUCUCUAUUUUGCUGCUGAUUUUUAGCUUUGCAGAACUCCGAUGUAUUGCACAAUAUAUAACUAAAAGAUAAGAUCCAAUGUUUUUUAAUGAACCAUGUACGCCUUUAUGAAUUUGCUAAUCCUGAUCCAUGCAUGUAUUUGUUGUGAAGUGAAUGAUUAGCAGUUUUCAAAAUUCAUUAUGUGAGACACUAGUUUCUUUUUAAUGUACUCUGCCUUCUUUCCUAGUGAGUAGACCAAUGGAUAGUGUGGCCAAUCAAAACAGAGAUGAAUGCACCUUUCUGUUUGUAGCAGUUUCUUUGUUGCGAUGUGGCCUAGAUUUGUUUUAAAGCAUGUUUUACUAAACCAUGUGUCCGUGGAGUCGAGUGAGUAUGCAGCUGUCAACCUCAUUUUUUUAUACAAAAGCUUUUUUCUACAUUAUCAUUUCUCAUGCUGUCUUUUGCUGGACUGUGGGCUUGUUAUGGUAGGUGACAAAAAUGUUUUUGCGGAUGCAAAGGAUAAUUGUUGUGAAUAUAUUUUGAGAAUCUGUGGUCUUGAGUUUUUUGAUGCAGGUAUAGAAACUGUAUGGUCGUGUCAUGACUGCUUAAUGGCUUUGACCGUGUCCACUGUAUCUCCUACAGGUGGUGGUGGUGGCUCUCGUUGAUGUUGAAUUCUCUGGAUAGUUUAUAUGAAAUGAGCAUUCUGAAUUCUGCAACGAAUCAAAUAUUUGUGAGUGCUUUCCUCAUUGUAUAAAAACACAGCAAAACUAAAGUGUUAACUGAAAUAAUGUACUGUAUUUGCCGGCUACUUUGUUUAUAAAAGAAAAAGUGGUGUCUUUGAAUGUUGACUCUAAGAGUAGAUUUGUUUGCUUUGUGCAGAGAAGUUCUUGGUGUCCUCACUACUCACUGCAAGUGAAAGAGAGAGGGAGAGAGAGACACUUAGAACAGAAGGAGAAAGAGUGAGAGGGAGAGGGAGAGAGACACCAAGAGAAAAAGAGAGAGCAUGAGAGGGACUGACAUGGAGAGAGAGACAGGGAAAGAGAGACUGAGAGAGAGGCAGAUAAAGAGAGACCAAGAGAGAGGCAGAUAAAGAGAAACAGAGAGAGAGAGUGCAGAGAGCACCUUGGGAACUAACCUGAUGAUGCAUUUCAAUGUAUGCUGUGACCAAUGUUGUUAAUCAUAAUGUGCUGGGUUGAAAGAGAGGAAUGGAUGUGAAAGAGAAAUGUAUUAUUGCUUGGAGAGGAUAUUGCCAGAAUUUCAUUCUGCUAUAUUUUUUACACAAUGUUUUGGAGUAGAUUUAUCAAAUUAAUAAUCAGAAUUAUUUUUUAAAGGGAAUUUAACUCUGACUUUUUAUGUGUUUUAUUUUUAACAAAACUUUUUAAAAGGAUAAGACCAUGUUGCUUCAACAGACAAAAAGAAUGGUUUCCUUGUGGUAGGACACUUGACAUGCCUCGUUCGAAGAACUGACAGGAAUACAUUUCGUUAACGUGUAUCAACUGAUUGACAGGGCUGUCUGGUCCUUGGUAGCAAAAAUGAGCUUUUUAGAAAAAUAGGAGGGAAAAAAUAUCUUGACAAACUCUCUUGGGUUCAUUAUUUUUUAUCAAACAAACGCAAAAGAAACUGGGCUCAUAAUUUAGAGACAUAUUAUUUUUUCCUCCCCAAAAGUUUCAAGUUUUUAUAAAAGUAAAAGCUCAAACCUCAGUCAAAAUGCUGUUGAGCUGUUCAACUUAUGGGAAUGAUAAUGAAAUGAACGUUUGCUCCCAAAAUGGUUCUUAUUAUUCUUUUGGUGUUGAAAUUGUUAAUAUAUUUUGAAUGUUUAAAAGUUUUGAGAUAGUUUUAAGUAGUUGUGGGCUGUUAUUUCUUCGGACCUGUAGCUCUUUUACCACUUUGUGAGUUAAGUCCUGUUCUUGGUUGAUUUUGUAGUCUUUAUGUUUUCUGAAAAUGGCUGUCCAACAUUUUGGAGGUACGACGUAAAAAUGUCCCUUUCAAGCUGUGAUUCUCUCCAGCCAACCGUUGCAAGAAAUUCUAAUGCCUUUGCUUCAGCUUCAAGCCAUCUCGGACGCAAAAGUUUGAGGAAGCCUUUCUUUUUGGCUGGGUUGUUUCGCUGCAACUAAUGAUUCUUAAUUUUUAGCGAAGUUUUGGGCAUGACUUUUUUUAAUAUGUUGUGCUUUUGAUUGCCACCAGAAAUAUGUUUGGUAAUAUAAUAUAAUAUGUUUACUGUUAAACUGUGCUGCUCAGAGGUGUCAGUGGCUGGUGCAACUAAGACUGCCAAAAGCUCAAGAUCUAAAUGUUUGAAAGUGGGAUGAGUUUUGCAAGGUCUGUUCACUCACGCGUGGUACAUUGAAGCUGCUUUGGAAUUAUGUGUGUUUAUUUUUUGACUAUUGCAGUUAUGAUAUCAUAAGUUUAGGCGGAAUUUUUUAAUGUAUUAGUCUAUGGUUUUUGAUGAUGUUCUUUGUAAAUAGAGAUUUUAGAGAAGAAGCAAA
This is a messenger RNA of Aplysia californica (California sea hare), 10299 nucleotides long. RefSeq names its product anion exchange protein 2. Gene Ontology annotation, cellular component: plasma membrane. Gene Ontology annotation, biological process: monoatomic anion transport; regulation of intracellular pH; transmembrane transport. The transcript has 34 exons. Gene Ontology annotation, molecular function: solute:inorganic anion antiporter activity; monoatomic anion transmembrane transporter activity. NCBI's taxonomy places the organism in Eukaryota, Metazoa, Mollusca, Gastropoda, Aplysiida, Aplysiidae. The coding region runs from base 1141 to 6063 and encodes 1640 amino acids. The record is from RefSeq and is a predicted model, not a curated record.